Caenorhabditis elegans is the source of this 1096-nucleotide messenger RNA. RefSeq names its product RAB family (gene rab-1). The record is from RefSeq and is marked reviewed. NCBI's taxonomy places the organism in Eukaryota, Metazoa, Nematoda, Chromadorea, Rhabditida, Rhabditidae. Gene Ontology annotation, molecular function: GTPase activity; GTP binding.
GGGGUUCCAAUUUAUCAGAUCGACAAAAAGGAGAUGGCAGCAAUGAACCCUGAAUACGACUACCUCUUCAAACUCCUCCUCAUCGGAGAUUCUGGCGUCGGAAAAUCGUGCCUGUUGCUGCGUUUCGCCGAUGACACAUACACUGAAUCAUACAUCUCCACUAUCGGAGUUGACUUUAAAAUCCGUACUAUUGAGCUCGACGGCAAAACUAUCAAGCUUCAAAUCUGGGACACUGCUGGUCAGGAACGUUUCCGCACAAUUACAUCGAGCUACUACCGCGGAGCUCACGGAAUUAUCGUUGUCUACGAUAUCACUGACCAAGAGACAUUCAACAACGUGAAGCAGUGGCUUCAGGAAAUCGAUAGGUACGCAUGUGAGAACGUCAACAAGCUGUUGGUCGGAAACAAAUGCGAUUUGACAGCGAAGAGAGCUGUGGAGACUCAAGCUGCCCAGGAUUAUGCUGGACAACUCGGAAUCCCGUUCCUCGAGACAUCCGCCAAGUCAUCGACGAAUGUUGAACAGGCCUUCCUUACCAUGGCUUCGGAAAUCAAAUCACGUAUGGGACCAGUUCAAGGAGCCGGAGGUGCUCCAGGUGUGCGUAUCACGGGAAGUCAACCGGUUCAAGACAAGAAGAGCGGUGGAUGUUGUUAAUCGAAACGAUAAUCUCUGUGAUACCCCCCUCUUCGGCACUCUUUCACCAUCAAGCUCUUAGUCGUAUUUUUUUGUUUCUUUCCACUGAAAAUUUUCUAAUGCAACCCCUCUUCCUAUCACUCUAAAUUUUAUCUAAUGUAAUUUUUUUUUGAUUUUCACUUCUUUUUCUUCUGCUGUCUUUUCUCUCCCCUUAUAAAAAAUUCCUUCACCCACCCCCAAAUUCACGUCGUAACCUAAAUUAUUUUCUUUUUUGAAUGUGUGUGUCUGUGUGAAUGUACAUCCCCACGAUUUUACGCUUUUUCUCCGCGAAAAUAGAUAAUUUGUGUUGUGAAAAAAUAUCCUUUCCCCCUAUCCACCACCCAAAUCACCCCCUUCAAAAAGAGUUUUAUAUAUUUGCUUCCCUCUUUUUUUUGUCUAAGCCCUAUCCAUAAACUUAAAUGUGAAU